Molecule: messenger RNA, 6420 nt
Organism: Elgaria multicarinata webbii
Lineage: Eukaryota; Metazoa; Chordata; Lepidosauria; Squamata; Anguidae
Gene: CARD19
Product: caspase recruitment domain family member 19
Exons: 6
Coding region: 176-730 (184 amino acids)
Biological process (GO): regulation of apoptotic process
Cellular component (GO): mitochondrion
Source: RefSeq, a predicted model, not a curated record
GGAUGACGAGGCCUGCCUGUAACUUGAGCCGCGCAGCCGGAGGGCCUCCUGCCUGCCAAGGAAGGAGUAAGACAGGGCCCUGUCAGAGCUCGCACGGGGCGGGACUGGCAGCUGCAGCGGUGCAGGGAAGUUUCCAAACGUCGCCAGAGGCCGGGUUUUCGCCCCGCUUGCCGCCAUGAUGCCAGAUCAGACUUAUUGUGAUCGUUUACGGCAGGACGUGGCUUUUCUAACGAGCAAUGGCAGACUGAGUGAGCAGCUGGUUGACAAAAUUAUCCUUCAGCUAAACAGAGUUUAUCCGCAAAUUCUCACCAAUAAAGAAGCUGAAAAGUUUCGGAAUCCCAAAUCUUCCCUUCACAGUCGGUUGUCAAACCUUAUAGCCCACUUGCAGAAGCAAGGUGACAAACCGUGUCAAGAAUUUUACCGUGCUUUACAGAUCAAUGCAGAACAGCUGUAUAACAACUUGCCAAGCAAGAGAAUUCUAAAAACCUCAGAUUCCACAGGGAUAAACCCUGAGAAGGAGAAAUGUAUUCUAAAUGACAGGGGUCCUACAUUCUUUCUUGCCUGCUUCAGUGUUGCUGCAGGUUUAGCUUUCUUCAUGUAUUACUAUAACCCAGAUUCAAGAGUCCUAGGAGGAGCCAAGAAAGUGCUGGGAUUUUCCCCUAUCAUCAUAGGAAGACAUGUUAGGAAUAUUUGUAUGUUAUACAUGGAAGACUCAACAAGGAAAGAAUAAGAAUAAACUAGCUCUGCGGACCAGCAUCAACUGCCCCUACCAAUGCAAAGGCUGCAUUGCAAAUAUAUAAAUAUAUAUGCUAUUUUUCUUAUACCAAAGAUAUAACUAAGUGGCUUUAGCAGUGUGUAUAUACUGCUUCAAAGGGCUUUCAAAAUAUCAGCUAUAUAUGCCUUUUACCUGUGGGGGUGGAUCAUUUUAUUUUUGUACAAGCUAUUUUAAACUAUUUAUCCUGUGGAGAAUUGUUUUUUUUAAAAAAAAAUAUAUAUACAAGCAUUUUAACAAUGUCCUAAGCUGUUGUAAAGUCUUAAAAGUCCCAUUUGAUUCUGGUCCAGAGGAUAGACAAAAUGGUCCCCACUCUGAACUGGACAGAGUGUUGCCCUCUUGGGAUUCUCUGCUUGACGGAGAACAAACAGAAGGGACAAUAUCCAUCGCUGCCCAUGCGCAUCCACUCAUUCUGUUGUGCCCACGGGAGCACCCACCGAUGCAACCAGAAGCUAGCAUUUCUAAAGAAAUCCUGGAAAUUAGCCAAAAUGCUCCUUUCCAGAACAGGUCAGGUCAGCAGAAUUCCCUUCUGCAUUCUCCGCAGGUCUGCCCUGUUCCGGAAAUUAGUGUUUCAACUCAUUUCUGGUUGCUUUAUGAAGUGCUAGCGGUGGGCCUCCCUGGCACAUGGGCUGCGUUGGAUGCCGCCCAAGGAUUCCACUGAAUAAUAUGUAAAGUUUGUGUGACUGCUGACAGAAGUAUCUGCACAACACGUCUGUCCUGGCGCCUCAGCUAAUCUGUUUGCAAGUGUAAGGGAUCCUCUGUGUAAGUAGCAAAGACACUUGGCUUUAGACAUUGUUUUUUGAGCAACACUUGAAACUUAUCAGCAAUACUUGAAAGAAAUGCACCCAAAGCCUUAUUAAGACAUGGGACUCUAUGGCUUAACUUUUAAAGGUCAGGACUGUGUGUUCUCUUUCUGUUCCUUGUACACUCUGAGAACUCGGAGUGACAUGAAUAAUCCAGGGAAAAGAAAAACUGUUGUAUAUUUGUUUGCUAUUUUGACUGUGCAAAAUUUCAUGUCAUUUCUUUUGCCUGGUUCCAGGAGCACCGUUUUAAGUGUGUGGAAGGAAUUUAGCAAGGUCCAAAACUCUGGAUGGCUGAUGUAUUCAUGGUGAAAUUGGGUGAAAGGGAGUUGUAUAUUUUAGGAGCAUUUGUUUGUAUACUUUAUGAUACUUAUAGCAGUGUUAAUAAUGUAAGACCAAAAGAAACCCUCACCCUUUUUGGAACCCAAUGAAUAUUGGCCUUCAGCAUGCAUACCUAUUAUAUAGGCCCGUUUAAUUGUUUAUAAAAUAUCAUUAUAUAAAGUGAGUUGGCUACACUAGAGAGGCACCUGAAGCAUUGUUUGGAGUCUGAAGCAUGCACAUGUGCACACCUCUGAUUUAGUGUGCUGUGUUGUAUGCACAAGCCUUGGUUUCUGUGCUUUUUCCUUUUCCUCCGGCACAUAGGAAGAAGAUCAGAAGCUUUUGCUUCUGUUUUCAGAUAACCAAAGUUUAUUGUUAUGUCCAUAUCUUAAACUGUGAUUAAUUUAAACUAUUUUUUAGGGCAGGGGUGACCCUCCAGAUGUUUUGGCCUGCCACUCCCAUCAGCCGUAAUCAGCAUAGCCAGAGUUGCCAACCCCUGGUUUAGGGAAACAAGCCUUCAUAAACAAUAGUUUGAACUUGGCUUGUUUCAAUAAUCCAUAGUUAAACCUAAGACUAACCCUGGUUUGUCCAGGUUUAGACAUUACAGUAAACUAUAGUUAGUUAAAAAUAGUAGUGAAAGCAUCCAGUCUCCUUGGGGCUGUGCCCAAGGAGGAGAGGUGUGAAUUGAUGAGCCCCAGAUUCAUUUACAUGAUGAAUGAGGCCAUAGACCAGCCUCCCCCAACCUGGUGCCCUUCAGACACAUUGGCUGAUGGUCCUGCUGUCUGAGGAUUAAUGGAGUUGGAGUCCAAAAUGGAGAACAACUCCCACAAGUUGAGGAAGCUACGGAAUGACCAUGAGCUUAGGCCUUCCAUGCUGGUUUUGUAAAGUAAUUCAGAACUCUGUGCAUAGGUACAAAUAUUUUUUUUACUUAUUUCAUUUCAUUUCAUUUUUGUAUGUUGGAAAAGUUAAUUUGGGUGCCAUUUCUAGAGAUGAUGAGGAAAACGUUAAAGCUGCAUGAAUUAUUAUUAUUAUUAUUAUUAUUAUUAUUAUUAGGCUGCACUGGUGAUAGUUUAUACAAUUUGAGGGAUCUGAACUGCUGUUUAACUUGAGCAGGGCUGUGACUUUUGUUUAUAACUUCAGCGUCCUGUCAGGGACCUUAGGGAGCAAUUAAACGUAAGGUGGCAUCAUCCGUGGUUCUGUUCUAAAAGAGCUCUUAAAUAAGACCACACCCAGCAGCAACUUCCUCAAUGUGCAUUACCUGGAAUCGCCACAAGAUGGUGAAAGAACACCACAUCCUCUGUGGGAGUUACUUUUGCACUCAACUACUCAGUGCUUUUCUUUUCUUUUUUCUUCUGUUUUCUUCUUUUUGUCUUUUUUGCACAUGUUGCACCGAGAAUUAGCAUGGCCAUUUUAGGUUUUGAGUUCAGUCUUACUCCUAGCUUGCCUAUUGGGGCCCUUAUUGUUUCUGCGUUGGAAAAUCCUAACUAGACGUGCUCAUUUUGUCGAAUAUACGUUCUAGGAUUUUCUGCGGUGCAUCGAAAAAGGUAUUGAGAUUUCAGAUGACUGCACAGAGCGGCACCCGAAUGGAACUGCAGCAAAAACUGUAACAAAUAUAGUGAAGCAUCAGAUAAACUACUGCUUAGGAUUGGCUGUUUCUCUGGAAGAGUUAAAAACGAGUUAAUGGUUACGAUCUGCCCAGAGAGCUUCGGCUACUGGGUGGUAUAGAAAUGUAAUAGAUAAUAAAAUACAAAUAAAAUAAAAACAAUUUGUUCAUACUCACAAAAAGGGACCUUACAAAGUAAGCAUGAUAUCUGUCAGCUGAACUGUGUCUCUGAUCAUUGCCUGCUAGAUUUUCCUCUUAAAUCAGAGGGUCUGGCUUCUAAAAUUAAUACUAUAUCCCACUUUUUUUCCUUUUGCAAGGAACCCAAAGCAGCUUACAAGGUUCUUCUUCAUUUUAUCAUCACAACAACCCUGUGAAGUAGGUUAGGCUGAGAAUCAGUGGCUGGCCCAAAGUUACCCAGUGAGCUUCAUGACCAUGUGGGGACUAGAAUCUGGCUCUCUCAAGUCCCAGUCCAACACUGUAACCACUGCAGUGUUUUUAAAAUUAAGGUGUCAGUGACUUGUUUUCCACCCUAAAGGAAAAUUGCUCAGCCAGUACUCAAUAAGAUUAUGUUGAUUUUAAAGGCACUUAUCAGUUCUAGGACAGCAACACCUUAUUUAUGGAGGAAUGACUUUGUCCAGUUAUUUUUUUCAAAAUAGGGGAUUCAUUUAGAAAAGGAAUAUUGUUUACUUGUGCUUCAGGCCACCUUAUAAUGGAAGCAAUGGCAGGGCACUUGACACUUAAGAAUUCUUCCCAACCUUGGGCAGCUUCAAAGCUCACUUAUAAGAUCAAAGCUAAGGACAAGUAAGUCAGGGUUGAAACGUAAACUAUUACUCCAGUCAACUUAGAAAAUAGCUUUGAACCUGUCACGCUGACUAUGUGACCAAUACAUCAACCAGCUCCAAUGAAAGCAAACAACUUGCAUUAUCAUGCAAGAAGCAUCUAAACAGAGGAAUUGCACUUUGCCUCUCUGAGCAAUGCUCCCAAGAGGUAAUAGCAGGUGGGGCCAUGAAAGUUUGUCUCGCUGCUUCUAACUGCAGUGCAGGAAAAAGGAAUAAAGUCAAGGCAGGUUUGAAAGGGGGCUGGCAUUGUGCUUGGAAAAAUGAUUUCCCAAGUCAUGAACCACCAUAAGUUUUGCCAUUAAUAGAUGCUAAAUAUCAGUAUUUAAUGUAGCAUGGUGGAUCGAGGCUCGCUUAACCUGCUAUUUCUGCAGCAUAUUUGCCAUUAAGAUGUCAAAUUGCACAGUCUGAUUCUAACUACAUAAUUCGUUAGCCCAAACCCUUGGGUGUGUGGAUUUGAAAUAUUUACAAAUGUCUUUUCAGUUUGAAUGGCGUUUACCCAAGAAUAAGUGCUAAUCAGUUACUGUUUUGUGGUUUAGAAGUCAGAGAAAUUUUCUAUGGCCCAUACUUAUGUCAAGCCGCGUAAGUAAGCACCUUGGAAUAUACAGAUUAUGUAGUUUUGUCAGAAGUAUGCACUAAAUGUUGGUUUUAUUCCAUACAUUUACAAAAGAAAACAUCCCUUCCAAGAUUGACAUUUGUUCUCCAACCCCAAGGAGUCUUAUACUUUCAUAUGAAUAUUAGAAUAUAGUGAUGAUAACAUAGAAUCCUGCUCUUUCAGCCAUUCUUUUCAGCACAGUCACAUGGCUUCAACACAGCUAAUGCCUUUUUUGAAUCCAUGCCAAGAUCCCAGUAGAGAUGGCCGUUUUUUUAAUAACUAGCUCUCUCUCUCCUUGAUAUUACAUUCUGGGAUGUGCUCAGUGCUCUCUAUUGUCCUUAGCCAAUGACAUGAGGUAAAUUAUGAACAAGAUGCACUUUUCGCUAUGGAAUUUGCACAGAUAUAGACCUAGAAUGUAGUCUUCUUAGGAGAUUGUCACCUGCAUGGUAGUAAAUAAUAUCCCUAAAAUUCAAGUACUUCGUUUUCACCUUUCCUUGGCUGUGGGGAUUUUUUUGUUCCAGCCAAUUCAACUUGUUGGAAUAAGGGCCUGCAGGUGAAGACAGUUGUAAUAUAAAAACAAAACAGAGUUUGCAGCAAAUUCUCUCAUUGCUCUGCAAGGAUGGCUUUGCAACAAAGCAAUGGAAGUGUAUGCCGACUGAUCAAAUCUAGGCACAGCCUUUAUACUUGACCCAUCCCUCUUUCCUCAAGCAAACUGCACGCAUAUGUUCAUGCCUUUAUCUGUUCACAUGCAUCCCCUUAUUAAUAUAUUUGUUUUUAAAAGGAAAACCUUUUGGCUUCUUAAAGUGCAACCCUGCUCCAGGGGUUGGUUUCUUUCUAGAUAACAGCACUGUUGCUAGCCAAUCAAUACUGUGCUUCUGUUUGAAAUCAUCAGAGCUAUUUUUCUCCACAAAAGCUUGGUGUUAGAGCAGCCUUCCCCUUCCCCAAUCUCAGGGGCAGGGACCUGAUGCCAUCCAGAUAUUUUAGAGUACAAACUCAUCUGCCCCGCAACCAUUGCCAAAAGUCAGGGAUUAGGGAUGUUGUGCAAAAUAUCUGGAGGACACCAGGUUGCCUACAUCUGCCUACUCUGGUACCCUCCAGUUGCUACAACUCCCAUCACCCAGUCAGCCAGCAUGACCAUUGAAAUGAGAGUUGCAGUCCAACACUUCUAGAGGGCACCAGGCUGGAGAAGGCUGCUUUGGAGGAAAGCAGGUGUUUUUGAGGUAGAGAGAGAGUUUACAGGUUCAGCCUCAACGGUCCAAAGAUGUUAUAUGUAACUUCAUCCUCCAAUUCUGAUUCACUCAGGACUGCUGCACUACCUGCAGUAUUUGACUUGAUUUGGGACUUGGAUUCCAUGUACUAAUGCAAAUCUCAGAGUUUUGUCUGUUAAAAAGGGAAACAUUAGAUGUAAGUAUCUCUUAUAUAGCUUUUCUGGUCUCUCUGUGUGUAAUGUAUGUAUCAAUACCCCCAAAAUUAAAGCAUAUUUGACACUUUAAGAA